Callorhinchus milii (elephant shark) is the source of this 1651-nucleotide messenger RNA. RefSeq names its product beta-1,4-galactosyltransferase 5. Gene Ontology annotation, molecular function: UDP-galactose:glucosylceramide beta-1,4-galactosyltransferase activity. Gene Ontology annotation, biological process: carbohydrate metabolic process; glycoprotein biosynthetic process. The coding region runs from base 117 to 725 and encodes 202 amino acids. The transcript is spliced from 5 exons. Lineage: Eukaryota; Metazoa; Chordata; Chondrichthyes; Chimaeriformes; Callorhinchidae. The record is from RefSeq and is a predicted model, not a curated record.
AAUCAGGUGUACUGACUCUUAUUGGUUUGAACUAUACCUUGUUUCAGGUGGCGAUUUUGAUUCCAUUCCGUAAUCGACAUGAACAUCUACCGAUACUCUUAAGGCAUUUGAUUCCAAUGCUGCAGCACCAACGCUUGCAAUUUGCCUUCUACAUAAUUGAGCAGGCCGGAAUGCAGCCAUUUAACCGUGCUAUGCUGUUCAACGUUGGAUUUAUGGAGGCUUUGAAAGACGAGAAUUGGGAUUGUGUCAUCUUUCACGAUGUCGAUCAUAUACCUGAAAACGAUCGCAACUACUAUGGGUGUGGAAACAUGCCAAGGCACUUUGCUGCUAAAUUGGAUAAAUACAUGUACCUGCUUCCUUAUAAUGAAUUUUUUGGCGGUGUAAGUGGAUUGACAGUGGAGCAAUUUAGGAAAAUUAAUGGUUUUCCAAAUGCUUUCUGGGGUUGGGGAGGUGAAGACGAUGAUCUGUGGAAUAGGGUUCAGUAUGCUGGUUUUACUGCAACAAGACCUGAAGGUGAUUUAGGAAAAUAUAAAUCCAUCCCCCAUCACCAUCGAGGGGAGGUACAAUUCUUGGGAAGAUAUGCUUUAUUGAGACAUUCUAAAGAGAGGCAACAGGUCGAUGGCCUGAGCAACUUGAAGUACUUUCCAAAUAUCACAGUUUAUGCCUUGUAUAAAAACAUAACUGUGAACUUGACACCGGAGCUGGCUCCAGUAAACGACUAUUAAGCUAUAAUAGAUAUUAGGGUCUCUUGCCAAGAGAAAACAUAAUGGAUGGACUUUUGGAACUUUUACUGGUAAAGAUCUGCAGCAAUCUAAGCAAAUAGCAGUUCGACCUUGAGGAAGAAACGAGAAGUUAGAUCUAACUUUAGUAAUCGAGUUGUGCCAUGGUCAGCAAAAGGACUGUGUAGCGGAACUGAUGGUUCUAAACAACGUCUAACAAGGACUUCAGCGUCAUUUGGUAAUGGACUCCCAUCAGUGUAUUCCUUUCCUCCCUCCUUCCUUGUGGAUAGCAGUGCCGUUGAUAAUCAAGAAGGGAAAAAAUGAAUCCAAGCAACUGCCGUUGCAGGAAUGAAUUGAAACCUACCCCAAGCCCACAGAUUGGUUGAAGUUACUGUAUUGUGUGAUACCUUGGUGUAGAAUGCCGAGUACAAAUGGCCUGCUGCCUUUUCAAUCACUGAAGAUUAAAUUAAACUUGCUGAAAUUUUUUUUAUUCAUUAGCAAUUAAUGCACUUCUACCAGAAGACAUCUUAUUUGUAAAUAAUGUAUGUGAAUUGCCUUUUUUUUUACAGUCUGCUGAACCAGAAGUCUUUACAUGUUCAGAUCAAGAAAUGCAAGUCAUUGUGCAUUUGUAAUACAUAGAACAAACUGAAUACAAUAUCCCCGAUUUUUUUUCCAUGCAAUAUCACGAUUUUGCCAUCUUUUACUGCUGCACUCUGGUGCCGUUAAGGAUUGUGAAUUGUUCCUAGAAUUUUUUUCCCCCCCAAAUGUCUUAUUUGAAGUGUUAGACCCUAGUUGCCUCACAUUGCUCUGUGUCUAUGAUUAUAUGUUUGCAUACUAACUUAUUUUGCUAAGCGAAUGGGCGUGUGUGCCAAUGAUACAGGGGCAUUAAUAUUUCCUUAUUAGCAACUUUAAGGUGCAAGACUGAGGUGUAG